AUGGCGGAGCCACCAUCAUCGCCGCCUAGCGAGGCGACAAGCGCCGAGGAUGCCUUGGCCUGGUACAAGGCCCAGUACGAGGUGCUCGAGGGUGAGCUGGCCGAAUUCAGAGAGUCUAGCAAGGAGCUGGAGCAAGAGUUGGAGAAGGACAUUGACGCGGCCGAGAAGAGGGAACGCAGCCUGCAGGAAAAGGCCGAGAGCCUCAAGUUCGAGGUAGAGGAGUGGAAGACAAAAUACAAGCAAGCCAAGACGGAGGCAAACACGGCUCAAAACACACUCGAGAAGGAAAUCACCACAUUACGCGACACCAACAGGAGUCUGCAGCUGAAGCUCCGCGACAUCGAGGUUGCCAACGAUGACUUUGAACGCCAAGCGCGAAACACCUCAUCGUCCCUUGAGGACCUUGAAUCCAAGUAUAACGUUGCCAUCGAGCGCGCUGUCAUGAUGGAGGAGGAGAUCAAGAUUGGCGACCAAGAGCGAGAGACGCUGCGCAUCGAAGCGCAACGUUUGCGAGAAGAGCUUGCCGACCUCAAGAUCGAGGCCGAGCUGCUCCAGGACAAGAUCAAGAAGCAGGAGGCACGCCACUUGUCUGCCAUCUCUACCGACCUGUCCAUUAUGUCCUCGUCACCUACUUUCGAUAAGACUAUGGACGGCUCGCCCGGCUCAACCGCAAGCUCACCUAUGGUUUCCACCCCGCCAGAUUCCGAAGCUCUUCCCCCCGCCAAGGCUACCUCGCUCAACGAACCUCCCUCUCCACCCAUGUCCGACGUUUCCGCCUCAGUACCGAGAAGGACCGUUUCAAGGACACCUGCAUCCACGACGCGCAGAUCCCGCCUUCCUUCCGCCGACCAUAGCAUCACGCCGAAGCCCCGAUCAUUCACAGCAUCUAUUACUAGCCGAACGACCGGAGGUCGCCUUUCUGGCGCAAACACAACUCGUACCCCUGGCCCUCGAACGGCGCCCCGCUCAACCUCUCACCGCAUGCCGACUUCGAAUUCUCUCAGCCACAUCCGUUCUCUCACUGCCCAGAUGCAACGUCUGGAAGCUCGUGUUCACAACGCACGAUCAAAACUUCCAGCCCCUGUCACCACGCCACCUCGUGCGUCGCCCAGAUCCUCUGUAAAUGGAGUCCACAGUGUGCCUGCAACGGUUACGAUCCGCUCACGCAAGCGCCCGACUGGCUCCACCGCCUCUUCAGUGCGGGGCGACGACACCACACCUUCCAACCCAAACUUCUCUGCCAGCACAACGUCCAAGCAUGUGCCCCGCCUUAGUACGUCAGGCGUCAGCAGGUUGUCGUUCGGGCCUCUACCAAACCGAAACCCCAACGCGGGUCUUGACACUGAGUCAUCCAUCUCCCGGCCGAGUUCUCGUGCUAGCAUGUCGUCGUAUGCCCGGCCGGCCAGUCGAGCUGACAUGGGCCCUCCCCGCCCUGUCAGUCGCACAAGCAUGUCUGGUGCCAGGACACCUCUAGGCCGUCCUCGCACCUCUUUGGGGGGCCCAAUCCGCGGACACGGGCGGUCAAUUAGUAUCAGUCACCGUAUCGAGAUGGACACAGCCGACGAAGACUUGGAGUUCCGUACGCCGAGCAGGAGAGGAACAUAUUCCCGUCUCGAAACAGACAGCGCCGUCAGCGGAAUCCCCAUGCCAAGCAGUGCCAUCCCGAUGCCAAGCGGCCGACGACAGAGCGGAGGCAGCAUCUCUGGCAGACGUAGCUCGAUGGGCCUGAGGAGUUCAAGAAUAGGACACCAGGACCUGGUCGAAGAAGAGACGUACUAA
Messenger RNA from Colletotrichum truncatum, 1779 nucleotides. Its product is annotated as nuclear distribution protein. Gene Ontology annotation, molecular function: microtubule binding. NCBI's taxonomy places the organism in Eukaryota, Fungi, Ascomycota, Sordariomycetes, Glomerellales, Glomerellaceae. The record is from RefSeq and is a predicted model, not a curated record. Gene Ontology annotation, biological process: centrosome localization; chromosome segregation; cell migration. Gene Ontology annotation, cellular component: kinesin complex; centrosome; kinetochore.